Molecule: messenger RNA, 2108 nt
Organism: Neomonachus schauinslandi (Hawaiian monk seal)
Lineage: Eukaryota; Metazoa; Chordata; Mammalia; Carnivora; Phocidae
Gene: BMP2
Product: bone morphogenetic protein 2
Exons: 3
Coding region: 807-1994 (395 amino acids)
Biological process (GO): SMAD protein signal transduction; negative regulation of transcription by RNA polymerase II; BMP signaling pathway
Cellular component (GO): extracellular region
Molecular function (GO): BMP receptor binding; growth factor activity; cytokine activity
Source: RefSeq, a predicted model, not a curated record
UGUGAGCGGACCCCAGGCUGGCCACAAAGCGCACCGCAGCUUGGCCCGGGGGCUAGAAGAGGGAGGGAAGAGCGCGGCCACCCGCCUCGGCGGCCCGGGACUCGGCUCGACUCGCCGGAGAAUGCGCCCGAGGACGCCGGAGCGCCGGAGCCGCGGGGGUUUCAGCUGGCGAGCGCUAAUGGGGGUGCGCUGGAGUAAGGCAGAGUGAUGCGGGGGGGCAACUCGCCCGGCACCGAGAUCGCCGCUGCGCCCUUCCCCGGACCCGGCGUCUCCCAGGAUGGCUGCCCCGAGCCAUGGGCCGCGGCGGAGCUAGCGCGGAGCGCCCGACCCUCGCCCCCCGAGUCCCGCAGUCGGCCCCGCGCGUGGCCACGCGUCCGGCGGGCGCUGGUUCCUAAGGACAACGACAGCACCAGCUUUUCCUUUCUCCCUUCACUUCCCUGCCCCGCACUCCUCCCCCUGCUCGCUGUUGUUGUGUGUCAGCACUUGGCCGGAGACUUCUUGAACUUGCAGGGAGAAUAGUUUGCGCUCCCCACUUCGCGCCGGUGCCUUUGCCCCAGCGGACCCAGCCUCACCGCCUCCGGACCCCGCGCCCCUCCACUCCUCCGCUGGGCCAGACCCCGAGACGCCGUUCCCUGCGUGAGGAGAAGGACGGCCCCGCCGACACCCGGGAGGAGGAGGAGGCAAAAGAAGGGAACCCGGUCCCUGCGCCAGGUCCUUGGACCAGAGCUUUUUCCAUGUGGAGGCUCUUUCAAUGGACGUGUCCCCGCGUGCUUCUUAGACGGUCUGCGGUCUCCUAAAGGUCGACCAUGGUGGCCGGGACCCGCUGUCUUCUAGCGUUGCUGCUUCCCCAGGUCCUCCUGGGCGGCGCGGCCGGUCUCAUUCCCGAGCUGGGCCGGAGGAAGUUCGCGGCAUCCCCUGGCCGCUCCUCAUCCCAGCCCUCGGACGAAGUCCUGAGCGAGUUCGAGUUGCGGCUGCUCAGCAUGUUCGGCCUGAAGCGGAGACCCACCCCCAGCAGGGACGCCGUGGUGCCCCCCUACAUGUUGGACCUCUACCACCGGCACUCGGGCCAGCCGGGCGCACCCGCCCCGGACCACCGGCUGGAGCGGGCAGCCAGCCUCGCCAACACCGUGCGCAGCUUCCACCACGAAGAAUCUUUGGAAGAACUGCCAGAAAUGAGUGGAAAAACAACCCGGAGAUUCUUCUUUAAUUUAACUUCUAUCCCUACCGACGAGUUUAUCACCUCAGCAGAACUUCAGGUUUUUCGGGAACAGAUGCAGGAAACUUUGGAAAACAAUAGCAGUUUCCAUCACCGAAUUAAUAUUUAUGAAAUUAUUAAACCUGCGGCAGCCAACUUGAAGUUCCCCGUGACCAGACUUUUGGACACCAGGUUGGUGAAUCAGAACACAAGCAGGUGGGAGAGCUUUGAUGUCACCCCUGCUGUGAUGAGGUGGACGGCACAGGGCCUCGCCAACCAUGGAUUUGUGGUGGAAGUGACCCACUUGGAGGAGAACCAAGGUGUCUCCAAGAGACACGUCAGGAUUAGCAGGUCUUUGCACCAAGAUGAGCACAGCUGGUCACAGAUCAGGCCACUGCUAGUAACGUUUGGCCACGAUGGGAAAGGACACCCCCUCCACAAAAGAGAAAAGCGCCAAGCAAAACACAAACAGCGCAAACGCCUUAAGUCCAGCUGUAAGAGACACCCUUUGUACGUGGACUUCAGUGAUGUGGGGUGGAAUGACUGGAUCGUAGCACCCCCGGGGUACCAUGCCUUUUAUUGUCAUGGGGAAUGCCCUUUUCCCCUGGCAGAUCACCUGAACUCCACUAAUCAUGCCAUUGUUCAGACGUUGGUCAACUCCGUUAAUUCUAAGAUUCCCAAGGCGUGCUGUGUACCAACGGAACUCAGUGCUAUCUCCAUGCUGUACCUUGAUGAAAACGAAAAGGUCGUAUUAAAGAACUAUCAGGACAUGGUUGUGGAGGGUUGUGGGUGUCGUUAGCACAGCAAAAUGAAAUAAAUAAAUAUAUAUAUAUUUUAGAAAAAAGCAAAAAAAAAAAAAACCCAAGUUGACACUUUAAUAUUUCCCAAUGAAGACUUUAUUUAUGGAAUGGAA